Molecule: messenger RNA, 931 nt
Organism: Aspergillus glaucus CBS 516.65
Lineage: Eukaryota; Fungi; Ascomycota; Eurotiomycetes; Eurotiales; Aspergillaceae
Exons: 4
Coding region: 268-834 (188 amino acids)
Source: RefSeq, a predicted model, not a curated record
GAAGAUACUGCUGGUGGUUGUCCAGCGAGAACCUAGGUAAUAGCAUACGCUGGACUCGGUCUUUCACGCUGACUUGAGCGAGCUUGAGAGUCAAUUGCUGGUCGAUAAAACCACAGGCCUCGUUCUUCUUUUCACUUUAGCUUGACAGGCUCUAACAUUCUGCAUUUUUUUGGAUAGUUUCAAUAUGAGCUGGCCAGAACAAGAAGAAAACACCGGCGCUGGCGAUGAAAGCAUCCUUAAUACAUUUACGGUCCCCCUUCUGAACAAAUGCCCCCGACUGUGCUCCCGGCUUGGUAUAACUUGGGAUUUUCCCAGUUCAAGGUUUCCAAGCUGAGUUGCUUUUUAUGUUGGGAGUUGUUGAAAUGUCUGCAGCGGGCAGGAUGUCAUCUCUACCGUUGCACCGCCCCUGACCAUUCAGAGUUCCGGGGAAAGCGAGAAAGUGACCGAAACAACGUCUUGUUCGAUAGGGAAAUAGGCUUAAUCCAAAAUAAAUUUCUGCGAGAAGUGCUGAGGACUGCUCGUUUCCUUGCAAGUUUACGCUCAUCUGCUUGGGUGUUGUCUUCGUGUCCACCACAGCUGCAUUCACGUAAUGACGGCGUGUUGAAGUGGUUGAUUUCCUGGCGGGAAUGGUUAAACGAGCGUGAGACGGCGGGUGUUGAGGUUGCGAAGUCAGAUAUGCCUGUUGUGUAUAUUCUGCAUGCAAUACACCAGAUGUCUCCAGUACAUAAAAGUUCAUGCAACCUACACGCUAACAGAGGACGUAUAUUAGAAAAGCAAUUAACAAGAAGAUGGCCGACUUUUCAUACCGGCAAAACCCACCCAAUCCUUUCAUAACUGGAAUCAGAUUACACUGUAUGAUACGGGAACCGAGAGAGAGAGGCUAGGGUCUCCAAUACCCAUGAGACAUAGCACCGACACCCACCUGGCAGUC